GACGCUACGGUUUUAUAUGAUGCAGCACCAGUCUUCGCAAAUAUUAAAAUGGGUUCUUCACCGUGAAAUCAGCUUUUGUCAUUUUGCUCGUUUACACACCAAAAAAUAACGCGCCCUCGCUCGCUCAUCCGAUCUGUCAUCAGCGUAUUCACAGCUUCUCUUCACCUCGUGUAUGGCUUUCUGCUAUCAGACGGGGUUUGGGCUGGGCUGAAGGGUUUUUAUAUUGGCAUGGAAGGCAAUCCAGCUGAAUGCUUUGUAGUUUUCUUCAAAAAUGGGCCAGAGGAGAAACAAAAAGACGUCUGCAGGAGUUGAGAAGUCGCUUACAUCCAUAUUAAAUUCUUGUUCGGCUACUAGUAAUAAUCAGAGGUCGAUUGAACAGGGAUCUCCCCCUUCUCGAAAAUGCACCAGUGUCGAAAAGAAUGGAAAUGGCGACGGAACUGCCCCGGCGAAUGACUGUGUUAUUUCGAAAAGGGUGAGAAGCAGGGGCAAACAUCCUGGCAAGGAGAAUGCCGUUGAAAUAGAGCUAGAUGUUAAAAAUCUGUCUAAAAGGAGGAGCAGAAGAAUACAAUCAAAAGGUUUACAAGACACCCUGGGCAAUGAGCAGCAUGAAAAUGAGAAGCGUAGUGCGGCACAUAUUGUUGUAGAAGUAGAUUCUACAACAACGAAGCAUAAAAAAGUAGCUACAAGGAGUUCAGAUGGGGAGGGUGGUCAAGUGAGAAAAAGCAAGCGGAGUCGUGUUCAAAGUAGCACCGCUGCUGGAUCUUCAACUGUAAAGAAUCAUGACAUGGCUGAUUCUUGCUUGAAGAAAAAUCUUAGCAAAGUAUGUGAUCUAACAGGUACAAGUUGUCCUCCCCAAGGGUCUUUGUUGCCACGCACAGAGGCUGAAGCUGUUGAAACAGGUAGCAAUUCUGUUCCCAACACACCUGCUAUCAACCUUACGCAGGAAGCGCACCACAAUUCUGCUGAUGAUGGCAGCCUGAAUACGUUGGGUAUGAAGGUUAAGUCCUUGCAAAAGUGCCAGAAUAAUGAUGAUAACUUUGAUGAGAAUGAUGGAGUUGCAAUCGCUAUAACAGAGAUGCACAAGAAUUACUCAAAAUUACAUGCCAAGUACCGGAAAUUAAAGGCAAGGAAGCUCGAUGAGGUUGAUGCUUAUAUUGGACAGCAAGCCAAAAAAUUCAGUGAGUACAUCGAUGUUGCAGAGGGAUUGCUUGAACACCUUAGAAAUGAUAACAGUCGGCUACGUUCAGAGGCUGAUGAGUCUGUGGCUUUGAACAGAGUAAAAAUCCUUGAGCAUCAGAAUGCCGAGUGCCAGAGUCAUCUACUUGAAGAACGGUCAAAGAAUUUGUCCCUCGUAAAGGAGGUGAAGAGGCUUGAACAAUUGUUGUUGGACCGGGAAAAUAUGAACAAGCAGGCUCAGAAUACAAAUCAGCAAUGCCAAGACAUUAGCACUCAAAGCUUUUCCUUUUCUGAAAAAUCAGUAGUUUUGCAGCCUGAAAGACAUGAUGGCAUUGUGGACCUUCCCUGUGCUGGGCUACAAAAAUUGUCAAAAAAUCCCACAAGUUUCAAAGAGGCAAUGGUGCAAACAGAAGUGAUUGUAAACAAUUGUUGCUCAAAGUGCCAUGUCAUUAUUGAGGAGCCAGGGAGUAGACAAAUUUGCAACAAAUCAGCUAGUGGAACAGUUAGCAUCUUUAACCCGGUAAGUAGACAAAUUUGCAAUGAAUCAGCUAGUGGAACAGUUAGCAUCUUUAACCAGGACUCAUAUGCUCUAUCUCAAGGGGAUAAACCAGUCUUGGAAGACACUCGUAAAGGGUUUUCAAACAAUGUCUGUUGUACAAGGGCAAAUGGCCUGUUUCAAAUGCUCUUACAGUGUAUGCUGGGGCUUCAGUUCUCAACUGUUAAUGAGAGAGAUGGGUUAGAAGUGUUGGUACUUCAUGAAUCGAGUGGUUUCUCGUUUAAAUUGAAGUAUUUAUCUGCUGAAGAUGAUAUAAAACUGAGGGAAAAUGGACAGAUCCUCUAUUGUUCUGUUUCACUAGGAACGCUACAAAAAAUUGCUCCAGAUUGGAUGAAAGAAGAAAUUGUUUUUAGCAUGGGUCAAGCCAAUUUGUUUUUUGACAGAAUAUUACAAGUGGUUAAUGGAUGUGGAAUUAAUAUAUUGGCAAGAUAAUGACACUGGAUUGGGAAAAUUCCAAUCUGCAAUUUGUGAUAUAUAAUUAUGUUUUGGAUAUGUCCUAUCACUUUGUUAACUGUAGAAUUAUUUUUUCUACUAGGGAGGAUGGAUUACAGUCCAUUUCUUUUGUACAUUUUGUUCCAAAUGACACUUAUUAUGAAAUGGAUAACGACAUUUUAAUUA
Messenger RNA from Cryptomeria japonica (Japanese cedar), 2350 nucleotides. RefSeq lists its product as uncharacterized. The coding region runs from base 272 to 2164 and encodes 630 amino acids. The transcript is spliced from 10 exons. The record is from RefSeq and is a predicted model, not a curated record. Lineage: Eukaryota; Viridiplantae; Streptophyta; Pinopsida; Cupressales; Cupressaceae.